Lactuca sativa (garden lettuce) is the source of this 1625-nucleotide messenger RNA. RefSeq names its product F-box/FBD/LRR-repeat protein At1g13570. NCBI's taxonomy places the organism in Eukaryota, Viridiplantae, Streptophyta, Magnoliopsida, Asterales, Asteraceae. Gene Ontology annotation, molecular function: protein binding. The record is from RefSeq and is a predicted model, not a curated record.
GGUGAAACAAAAGAAUGUUAAAACAUAUAGACCAAAUUUGUAAUUACGUCGAUAUUUAAUUUAGGGGCUGGUAGGCGGGCAACAUACCCUAAAUUGUAAAUUCCCAAUUGUUUGACAUUCUAAUUUGGUCUCUCCGAUCGUAUCUCCAUUGUGAAUGGGGAAACGUAAAAGGAGAUCUGUAACUUUUAAUGGAGAAGAUAGAAUCAGUAACUUGCCAGAGCACUUAAUAGACUCAAUCUUAGAGCGGGUCCCAUUUGAAGAUGCUGUAAAAACAAGCAUUAUAUCAAAAAAGUGGAGGUACAAAUGGACCUCAAUGAAGGUGUUGACUUUUGAUAACCACUUCAAUGCAAAAAUUGCAAAAAAUGGAGCUAUUGAUUACAAUGAAUAUAUAAGCACCAUAAACCAAGUGUUAAACCUUCACAAGGGUCCUAUCUCAAAAUUUGUUAUCCAUAUACCACCUAUGCUUCUUGAUAGCUUCGAAGAAAUUGAUGAAUGGAUGAUGUUGUUAUCAAGAAACAAUGCGACAAAACUCGUUCUUUAUAAUUCCAAUCGACGUUAUGAGCUUCCUUCUCAUGUGUUUUCAUGUUUAGGAUUAACAGAGUUGAUAUUGGAAAAUUGUUUCUUCAGUCCACCACUUCAGUUUGAAGGAUUUCAUAAUCUUGAAGAACUUUUUCUUCUGCAUAUUGAUUUUGGGAAGAGUUUAAGUGGAAAUCAGAUGAACUUACCACAACUUAAGAAUCUGCAUUUUCUUGAGUGUACGAAUGUUCACAAUUUCAACAUCAAGGCUACAAAGAUGAAAAGUUUGAUUCUAGUCACGUGUCCUGAUGCUAAUUUGCUACAAUUGUUGGAAAAUCCUUCUAUUGUUGUGUUUGGUGUAUCUUUUCGGACUUUUGAAGAUUUUGAUAGAUUUGAGAUGAUAAAUUCCAUCAGCUUUUUAAGUAGCUUAACAAGAAUUGAAGACUUCUUAAUCGAGGGUAAUUUUCUUAAGUUUUUGUCUACAGAAGAGAUUCCAAAGUGGCUUCCAUUAUCGAUGAACAGCUUAAAACGUUUAGUGCUGCAAGAUUUUGAAGUUGCUGAUUUGGAUCAACUUCAUGUUGCUCUUUGUUUGCUUCGAAACUCACCAAAUCUAGACACAUUACGUGUGCACUUUGAGGAGCCUCGAUAUUUUGUGGGCCUAGCUUUAGAUCAUUUCAAAGCUGCAAACUGCUUGGACUAUACUUUGAAACAGUUAAGGACUAUGGAGAUAACAUGUUUAGAAGGAUUAGAAGUGGAACUGCUUUUUAUAAAGCUUCUACUUGCUCAUUCACCUAAUCUUGAGAAUAUCUCCAUUACACCAAUUGGACGUCUGACUUUUCGAAGAAGAUUUGCGAUUGCUAGACAUGUUAUGAGUCUCCCUCGAGCAUCACCAAAAGCAGUAAUCAUCUACUUGAAUCCCGAGAAAUAGUUAUAUAAGAAUAUGUUCAACUUGAAAUUGUUGUUUAGCAUUAUGCUUUUCAUUGUUGUAAACAUAGUGGAAUUGGUUGUUUUUCUUUUUAUUCCCCUUGAUUUGUUUGACAUGGGUGAUUUUCGAUAGAAGUGUCAAGUAUGAUGGAUUUUUUUUAGUUUACAUUACUUCAAAUGGUUUA